Spinacia oleracea (spinach) is the source of this 537-nucleotide messenger RNA. RefSeq lists its product as uncharacterized. The transcript has a single exon. Lineage: Eukaryota; Viridiplantae; Streptophyta; Magnoliopsida; Caryophyllales; Amaranthaceae. Bases 1 to 537 code for a protein of 178 amino acids. The record is from RefSeq and is a predicted model, not a curated record.
AUGGGGGUUGACGAAGUUGCUUUGGUAGGGAAGGGCAUUUUUCUGGUUAGGUUCACUACCAUGGAGAAUUGUGCUAAGAUACUUCAAGGGGGUACUCAGUUUUUUGAUUCCAAGCCUCUUAUUUUGAAACCCUGGUCACCUGACAUCAAUUAUGCUAAGGAGGAUGUAAAAACCCUUCCAAUAUGGAUUAAACUAUCUGAUUUAGAUGUGAAGUAUUGGGGUGACAAAAGCAUGUUUAAGAUUGCUGGCCAAGUAGGUACUCCUAUUAAGGUGGAUCAAGCAACAAUGCAUAGAGACAAACUGAUGUUUACGAAAAUUCUGGUUGAUGUGAAAAUUGACCAACACUUCCCUUCUGUGAUCCAGUUUGUGAAUGAAAAGGGAGUUAUUGUGGAUCAAAAGGUUACUUAUGAUUGGUUACCACAUUCAUGCACUAAUUACAAAGGAAUUGGUCAUAAAGCUGAGGUGUGUAAACAAGCCAAAAAGCAGCCUAAAACAAAGAAAAUAUGGGUGCAGAAGGUUGCACCACAUAGCACUUAG